UCUAGGCCCAGCCCAGCGAAGCUCAAAAGCCCGACACUCCCACUCACGCACACCUCUUCCCCCCCACCACUCACAAAAUGGUCCGCAAGGCCCCAAAACCCACGCCCUGGGGCAUGUACGCCAAAAUGACCAUCGGCGGCGCAAUCCUCUGCAUCGGCGGCCCCGCCCUCACCAUGUGGCUCACCCCCACCGAAGAAGAGCUCUUCUCCCGCUACAACCCCGAGCUGCAGCGCCGCUCGCUCGAGAACAGGCAGCAGAAGCAGGAGGAGUUUGAUAACUUCGUCACGCGCCUGAAGGAGUAUAGUAAGAGUGAUAAGCCGAUCUGGGAAGCUGCUGCGGAAAUGGAGGCCAAGAAGAAGAAGAUCGCCGAUGCCGUGCGCCUAGCUGAGCAGAAACAGGCGGAGCAGACGAAGACACCACUGCGCGGUGUCGUUGAUGCCAUCGAGGCUGCGCGCAAUGACGAGGGCGCUGAGGGGAAGGCGGAUGUUAAGAGGUAGAUACGCCAAAAUGUGAUUGGGAAGGCACGGAGACAAAGGUGUGGGAACAAUGGCAUGGCACCUGAAUAGGGUGUGUUUGAGAUGAUGAGAGGAGGCAUGUAUGUGUAUGAUACUGGCAGGAUGUGUAUUAUAUGGGUGUAUAUCGCCCGCGGUGGAAGAGUGUAUGUGUAUGGAUAGGAUGAGCUAUGUGAUACGGGCCGGCGCGCGGCGUCUGGGGAUAUUUCGGAUGGGCAUAUCAGCCAUGAAUAGUUUGAGAUGUUGGAUCUAUGACUGAAUAUAAUUCCGCUUUUGAUGAG
This is a messenger RNA of Pseudogymnoascus verrucosus, 793 nucleotides long. RefSeq names its product assembly factor cbp4 (gene CBP4). Gene Ontology annotation, cellular component: mitochondrial membrane. The record is from RefSeq and is a predicted model, not a curated record. NCBI's taxonomy places the organism in Eukaryota, Fungi, Ascomycota, Leotiomycetes, Thelebolales, Thelebolaceae. The coding region runs from base 78 to 497 and encodes 139 amino acids. The transcript has 3 exons. Gene Ontology annotation, biological process: mitochondrial respiratory chain complex III assembly.